This is a messenger RNA of Daldinia vernicosa, 2094 nucleotides long. RefSeq lists its product as uncharacterized. NCBI's taxonomy places the organism in Eukaryota, Fungi, Ascomycota, Sordariomycetes, Xylariales, Hypoxylaceae. The transcript is spliced from 4 exons. The coding region runs from base 473 to 1903 and encodes 476 amino acids. The record is from RefSeq and is a predicted model, not a curated record. Gene Ontology annotation, molecular function: oxidoreductase activity; FAD binding.
UUCUACACUAAGUGUAAGAUUAGAUUCUUAUUGGAGAAAUACGGCCAGGGAUUGCUAUUUGGAUCAUCUAACCAAGUAUCAGAGGCUGCCCUUGGUAUGUGACCACUACGGAGUGACAGGUGACUACCUGGUGAAUAGCUCAUAUGGCAUAUAUAUUUUGGAAUACUACUGACGCCUGCCUUUUUCUAAAUCUAAGAGGGAACCAAGGUUCCCUUAUAUACAACAUAAUGAAUGACUAGCUGGUAGAUAGCUUCAAGCUGGAUCUUAGAACCCUUAUCACGUCAUACACCUAUCAUAAUCCUUGUCAUCUGACACCAAGACAUCCCUUGUCGCUAACACAAUGGCCCCCCGUUUCGUUGUCUAAUACUAAGGACUAUACAUUUGUUCCACGCCUUAGCAAAUAGAAGAGACCUCGGUCGACAUAGACCGUUGAGAUAGAUAUUACAAUCUAGAAGCUCCAUAAAAACUUAGUAUGGCGUCGCUCAUUUCGAAAAGCAUCAAUCUACAAGCCGAUCUCGGGCCGCGCCUGUCUCCGAGUGCUUCCAUCGCUCUUCCUGACGAUGCGAACUUUGCUAACCUUACGAGUCGAUGGAGGGAAUGGCAUGCCCCCACUAUCGCCGCUGUAGUCCAGGUUGCUACCGAAGGUGAUGUUCAACAGGCGGUACGGUUUGCCAAUGAGCAUGGCCUACCUUUUAUCGCCCGGUCGGGAGGCCACGGAGCCACAGAAGCGAUGGCGUCUGCGAAAGAUGCUAUUCAGAUAGACUUUCGGAAGCUCAGCCAUGUCAAGCUAUCCGAAGACGGCAAGACGGCCAUAAUUGGUGGAGGGGCAACAGUAAAAGGGGUUGUUGAAGCACUCGGAAAACUAGGGAAGCAAGCAGUUACCGGUGUUUGCGAAUGCGUCGGUAUCUCAGCACCUAUUUUAGGAGGCGGUCAUGGCUGGCUUCAAGGUCAAUACGGUCUACCGGCCGAUCAAGUCAUUUCAGCUCGGCUCGUGCUACCGAAUGGCGAUGCCGUCACCGUAUCCGAAGAAUCUCACUCGGAACUUUUCUGGGCGAUCAAGGGCGCGGGUCAUAACUUUGGCCUAGUAACGGAAUGGAAGUAUUGCGUCUACGAUAUCAAGAACCCAAAAUGGUCUUAUGAGAUAUUCGUCUUUUCGGGCGACAAGCUCGAAGUCCUUUAUGAACUCACCAAUGAAAUGAUUAAAACUCAACCACCCCAAGUUACCCACUGGAGCUAUAUCAUUAAGGUCGCGGACAUUGAUCCUGAGCACCCUAUUAUCUGGUACGCUAUAAUAUAUGACGGACCAGUUCCUGAAGCCCGCCAAUAUGCGAAACCUAUUCACUCCAUUGAGGCUAUUAUGGUCAAUUCGGGCGAGGCAACAAUACCCGAGUUGGCAGCCCUCACCUUUCAGGACGAGAACGGCCCUGGCUGUGCAAAGGGUCUGACGUCCCUCCGCUAUCCCAUCGGGCUGAAAUCGUACAACACGGCAUCUAUUAGGAAGGUUUACAAUGAGAUCGACGAAACGUUUCGGAGAGUUCCCGAGCUGGCAGGGUCGUUUUUCUUGCUUGAAGGCUAUUCAACUCAGGGAGUACAAGCUAUCGAUGAAGCGAGCACCGCGUUCCCACACCGGAGCGACGAGGUAUUGGUGACGUCUUACGUGCAAUAUAAGCCCGAUGAAUCAAUGGACACGACCGCACAAGAGUUUGGGAAGAAAUUAAGGGACUACUUACUAGAAGGGAGCGACGAUCCGGACCGCCUUCGGGCGUACGUGAAUUACGCAAACGGGGAUGAGUCUUUAGAAGAAAUAUACGGUUGGGAGGAAUGGAGAUUAGAGAAAUUGAGAAAGCUGAAAAAGCAUUGGGAUCCUGAAAAUAGGAUGCGGUAUUACGUCCCUAUUGUUUGAAACGAGUAGAAUAUGAACCUCCUGUUAGUUACUGAUGCCUAUUGCAACGAGAUUUAUCACAAGGACCCCCUAUUGGAUUCAUCGGUAGGUACUGGGCUAUUAGUCUAUACCUGGUAGUAGAGCUCUCGAUAUAUAUCCAUAAACCUGCUUUUGUCAUACCAGCUAGGAGAAUAUACGUCAUAUUGAUUGAA